AUGGGGGGAGUUGACGUCCAGAACCUUAAAUUUCCACGAUUCGUAAUGCAAUCGCUGGCUUCCGUCGAGAUGCACGGAUUCUGUGAUGCUAGCACAGCAGCUUACGGCGCUUGCUUAUAUUUGCGGUCGGAGGCCAAUGGCAACGCUGAAGCACAUCUACUCUGCGCCAAGUCUAGAGUAGCUCCCUUAAAAGCUUUAACAACACCAAGAUUAGAACUUUCAGCAGCGUGUUUAUUGGCUGAGCUUAUCGCAAACGUUAAGGAAACCAUAGGUUUCGAUUGCAGCUUUCACUGCUGGUCGGACUCGUCUAUUGUGUUGGCUUGGACUCGGCAGCCUCCUAGGGAGUUCAACGUAUUUGUGUCUAAUAGAAUCGCGAAAAUCCAGGAAAUGACGAAAGGAACGGCUUGGCAUCAUGUUCCAACAGACUUGAAUCCGGCGGAUGUGGUAUCGCGCGGAUGUACCCCCAAAGAAUUGCUGGAGCACUCCCUUUGGGCAAAUGGACCUCCAUUUCUACUGAAAGGAGCGUCGAACUGGCCCUCCCUAUUAGAUGCAGUAAGGAACCUUCCAGAACGGCGUUCCACGGCGCUAAUUGGAACCGUUGGCACUGACAUAUCUAUCAACUGCAAGUUUCUCAACUCAUUCGACAAGUUGCGGCGUGUUUUGGCGUACAUUUAUCGAUUCAUUUCAAAUUGCAGAGCCAAAUCAUUACCUUCAACCAUCUAUCUUACCGUUGACAAGAUCAGCUUCGGAACCGUUCUGCUUCUAAGGAGCAUUCAACAGGUUCACAUAGCGGUGGAGUAUGAUGUUCUUAGCCAAGGCAAGCCUUGUCCUCCGAAGAGCAAGUUGAUUUCUGUGAGGCCAAUACUUAGCUCUGAGGGUUUACUUCGUGUUGGUGGAAGGCUUCAAAAUGCGAGCUUGGACUACGAGGCUAAGCAUCCGGUAUUGUUACCCAAGGAUCAUCCGGUCAUUAGAGCGAUUAUCAUCUUUUAUCAGAGAUAUACUUCCACGCAGGGCCACAGGCGUUGCUCGCUGCUUUACGGCAAAGGUAUUGGCCACUUGGAGGCCGAAAGUUCGUGGCUAGCGUCAUCAACAAAUGCGUCAGAUGCUUUCGGAUGA
This is a messenger RNA of Drosophila gunungcola (fruit fly), 1116 nucleotides long. RefSeq lists its product as uncharacterized. The record is from RefSeq and is a predicted model, not a curated record. The coding region runs from base 1 to 1116 and encodes 371 amino acids. NCBI's taxonomy places the organism in Eukaryota, Metazoa, Arthropoda, Insecta, Diptera, Drosophilidae. The transcript has a single exon.